Messenger RNA from Agrilus planipennis (emerald ash borer), 1351 nucleotides. It is a transcript of the gene spn-A, whose product is annotated as DNA repair protein RAD51 homolog 1. Lineage: Eukaryota; Metazoa; Arthropoda; Insecta; Coleoptera; Buprestidae. Gene Ontology annotation, cellular component: condensed nuclear chromosome. Gene Ontology annotation, biological process: DNA recombinase assembly; DNA strand invasion; mitotic recombination. The record is from RefSeq and is a predicted model, not a curated record. Gene Ontology annotation, molecular function: ATP binding; single-stranded DNA binding; ATP-dependent DNA damage sensor activity. The transcript has 5 exons. Bases 158 to 1180 code for a protein of 340 amino acids.
UGUAUCUAUUAUCUAUGAUUGUUAUCAAGUGCUUAAAUUUAAAAAUAAAAAGGUUACUUUGGCGGUUUAAACAUUGCAAUAUAUUAUUUAUUACUAAUCACUAAUGUGAAUAAUUACGCUAAUUAAAUAUAUAUUCUUCUUAGUAGUUGAAAUAAAUAUGAGUGAAGUUGCUUUAUCGUCAUCAUCAACAAAAACGGCGGAAGAAGAAGCAGACGAUUUUGGCCCUACUCCGAUUGCUCGACUUGAGGGAAAUGGUAUAAGUAAUGGUGAUAUUAAAAAACUGGAAGAGGCAGGCUAUCAUACAGUUGAAUCUAUUGCAUAUGCUCCUAAAAAAUUCCUGAUCUCUAUAAAAGGUAUUUCUGAUGCUAAAGCUGAAAAAAUUCAUGUCGAGGCAUCCAAAAUAGUGCCUUUGGGGUUCACUACAGCUACUGAAUUCCAUCAAAAAAGACAAGAAAUUAUUCAAUUAACAACUGGCUCUCAAGAACUAGACCGUCUUUUGGGAGGUGGUGUUGAAACUGGGUCAAUUACUGAAAUAUUUGGAGAAUUUAGAACUGGAAAGACGCAAAUUUGUCACACAUUGGCUGUUACGUGUCAGUUACCUAUUGAAAAUAAUGGAGGUGAAGGAAAAUGCUUGUAUAUUGAUACCGAAGGCACUUUUCGACCAGAACGAUUGCUUGCUGUUGCAGAAAGGUACAAAAUGUCUGGUCAAGAUGUUCUUGAUAAUGUAGCUUAUGCCAGAGCAUAUAACACUGACCAUCAAACAGAACUUUUAAUUCAAGCUGCAGCAAUGAUGGUAGAAUCCAGAUACUGCUUAAUAAUUGUGGACAGUGCAACUGCUUUAUACAGAACUGAUUAUUCUGGAAGAGGAGAAUUGUCUGCAAGACAAAUGCAUUUAGCAAGAUUUAUGAGGAUGUUACUUCGAUUAGCAGAUGAGUUUGGCGUUGCUGUUGUAAUAACAAAUCAAGUAGUAGCUCAAGUUGACGGAGCAGCUAUGUUUAAUGCUGAUCCUAAAAAACCUAUUGGAGGUAACAUAAUUGCACAUGCAUCCACUACAAGGCUAUACUUACGUAAAGGAAGAGGUGAUACACGAAUUUGUAAAAUAUACGAUUCGCCUUGCUUACCUGAAUCAGAAGCAAUGUUUGCUAUUAAUCCUGACGGCAUUGGGGAUGCAAAAGAAUAAGUUAUAAUUUAAAAUAAAUUCCUUCCUGCAUUUGCCUAGAAAAUAUUGUUACAAUUCAGAUAUAUGUGUAUAUUGUUUUUUUGAUUAACUUUACUUGUAAAAUUAGCUAUAAUUUUAUUAAAAAGGCAAAUGAAAGAUAUAAAAUUUUAAACAUGGUAACUCUUAUCUGAA